This is a messenger RNA of Cuscuta epithymum, 883 nucleotides long. The record is from the annotation of a GenBank genome assembly. Lineage: Eukaryota; Viridiplantae; Streptophyta; Magnoliopsida; Solanales; Convolvulaceae.
AUUGAUAUUGCCUUAGGCAACGAAGAUGAGCACAGACGCGAUGGUAGCAACUCAGGCGACGAGCGAUCCAGAUCCACUUGGGCGCAGGUGGUAUCAGGGGAACAGCACAGUGAUGAGAUUAACAGUGGCCGUAUGCAAGGAUUUCCAGCACCGGUGCAUAUGCAUCACUGGGAUAGUUACAAGAAGCCUGCUGUUGAGCAAGACUACUCUGACGAGGUUGAAUGUGGUGCUGACAUGAAUCCAUCAGGAGAAGAGCUUGCCAACAUAUCAAAAGCUUGUAACAAACUCUGGGAACUAGAUUUAAAUCGUUUAGUUCCUGGAAAAGAUUACCAGAUUGAUGUAGGGGAUGGAAAAAAGGUCCACCAAAGAGAGGACAUGGCGGAUGGGUGUUUGUUUUCCUGGAUGAGGAAAGAUGUUAUGGAGAAGCCCACUUAUUCUCGGUUUUGUUGUCUCUUGGAUAAUUACAAUCCACGUGAGGGAUAUAAAGAAGUUGUAACAACUAAAGAACACCAAGAGCAGUUGGCAUUCAUUGAGGAGAUCAGUAGAACAGCACCUAUAAAAUAUUUGCAUAACUAUCUGUCAGCAAAGAGUGUGGUUUCUGAAAGUCAUCAGGAGUUCAAGAGAAUGUUGAAGAGUCUCUGGUUUGACCUUUAUGCCCGAGGCGGUACAUCUGGCUCUUCUUCCGCUUUCGAACAUGUUUUUGUUGGAGAAAUAAAGGAGCGUGGAGAGGGAGAAGUUUCAGGUUUCCAUAAUUGGCUUCAGUUUUAUCUGGAAGAAUUGAAGGGCAACGUAGAUUAUCAAGGAUACAUCUUUCCUCGAAGGCGGGGAGAAAUCCCUGAUGCAGAGACUCAGUUACUCACAAUCCAGUUUGAAUGGAACGGCG